AGCUCCGGGAGCGCCUCGAGGCGCUCGAGCGAAGGAUGGAGCGGGCGGAGGCGGCGCUGCGGAAUCGAAUCCCCCCGGCCCUGCGGCUCCGCACGGUGCCGGUGCGGUUCGAGGAGGUGGCGCUGCAGUUCAGCCCGCGGGAGUGGGACACCCUGGACGAGGGACAGCGGGAGCUCUACCGGAGCGUCAUGGAAGGCAACUACGAGAUGCUGGUGUCCCUGUGUAGGCUGUGCUUGCCCCGGGGAGCUCUCUCGGGGUCGCUUUUCUGCCUCUUUGCCUUUCACUGGGAUCUCUCCAGCUCUCAAAUGAUCCUCUCCAUUCCCUGUCCCCUCCGGCAGCGGUUGGAGCUUGGCAGGGAUGCGCAGGAAGGGUUAGUAAGUGCUCGGUGCCUUUUCCUCGUGGAGAACAGGGCCGCUGAACCCCCUGGGUUGAAAUUCCCUCUUUUCAGCCCAGGAAUUCACUCUUCUGUGUUCAUCCAGAUCCUUGUGUGGGAGCCAGAGGAGAGCGGGAACCUGGUGGAGGAAAGCGGGAACUUGGUAGAGGAAAGUGGAAACCUGGCAAAGGAAGGUGGGAAGCCAUCAGAGGAAAGUGGGAAGCCAUCAGAGGAAAGCGGGAAGCCAUCAGAGGAAAGCGGGAAGCCGGCAGAGGAAAGUGGGAGCCCAGCAGUCCCGGAGAACUGCAGCACACCAGACACCGAGGUGGGGAUCCCAAUGGAGGUGCCACAGGAGGAGGUCACUGCGGAGAAGCCGAUAGUGCCUGGAACAUCCUCAGAGGGUCCGGAAGAGGAGAAGGGUCUGGAACAGGAAGAUGUGAAAGAUUCAGGGAAUGUUGGCCAAGGUCCAGCGGCUGACGUUCCCAAAGGACCAGGAAAGGUAGAUUCUGGCCCAGAAAAGCCGGAGAAGGGCUCCUGUGUGGGCCGGCCGGCGGGCUGCCAGCGAAAUGCCACCCGGGAAUUCUACUCCUGCCCCAUCUGCAGCAAACGCUUCCUGCUGAAGAUCAACUUCCUGAUCCACCAGUGCAGCCACAGCAGCUCGGUGCCCUACGUCUGUGUGCACUGCGACUGCAAGUUCAUGUCCAAGAAGAAAAUCAGGCGGCACCUCCGGGCCUGGGCGGCCAGCGGGACGUGCCAGCCCUCGGAGCCGGAGCCACGUCCCAGCCGGACACCGUGUCCGACCUCCCAGCCCCAAACACAGGUGGCCAAUGGGACAUGCCAGCCCCCGGAUGCUCAGGUGUGUCCCAGGCAGGUGCCGUGCCCGACGUCCCAGCCCCAGGCCUUGGUGCCCUACGGGACCAGCCAGCCCUCGGAGCCAGGGGUGUGUCCCAGCCAGGUGCUGUGCCCGACAUCCCAGCCCCAAAUAUGUGUGGCCAGUGGGACCUGCCAGGGCUCAAAGCCAGAGGAGUGUCCCAGCUGGACACCGUGCCCAACGUCCCAGCCCCAAACCUGGGCAGCCAACAGGACCUGCCACCCCUCAACGCCAGAGGCGCAUCCCAACCAGGUGCUGUGCCCAACAUCCCAGCCCCAAACCUGGGCAGCCAACGGGCUGUGCCAGCCCUCGGAGCCAGAGGUGUGUCCCAAUCAGACACCGUGCCCACCAUCCCAGCCCCAAGCCUGGGUGGCCAACGGGACCUUCCAGGCCUCAAAGCCGGAGGCGUGUCCCAGUCACACACCCUGGCCAACAUCCAAGCCCCAAACCUGGGCAGCCAGUGGGAUCUGCCAACCCCCGAAUCAGCCAGAGGUGUGUCCCAGUCAGACACCGUGCCCGGCCUCCCAGCCUCAAGCCCUGAGCAGGGACCGUGGCACGGUGUGGGAGAAGCCCAGCCCUGCCAAGUGCCCGCUGUCCCCUGGGAAAAUGCUGUACACGUGCAGCGAGUGCCUGGAGAACUUCUCCAGCCAGAGCUUUCUGACGGUGCACCAGCGCCAGCACUCCGGCCGCCACCUCAUCCUGUGCCCCUGCUGCAACUGGAGCUUCACCUGCAUCUCCGACUUCGUCCGGCAGCACUGGGCACACGGCGGUGUCCGGCCCCACCAGUGCGGGAUCUGCCAGAAGACCUUCAAGAGGCUCUACCACCUCAAGGUGCACCGCAGGACCCACAUGCGGCAGAACCGGCCGCUCCCCCGCGCCGACCCGGUGCCCAUCCCGGCGGGAACCGUGCCAGGAGACGGGGUGGGAAGCCAGGGAGCUCUGGACCCUGCCAGGCUCUCCUGGAGCACCGGUGGGGCUUGGGGGGGGAUGCAGUUGGGAUCCCUGUGGUGGAGCCUCCCGUGCUUCCAGGUGCCAGCGGUGGGCGAGGGUGAGGCGACCGUUCUGCCCGAGCAGGAAUGGGGGAACACGGACAACCAGGAGCUCCACGGGAUUGCUGUGAAGGGGAAUUAUGAGGCCACGGUCCCUCUCGGGGAGGAUCAGUCAGAUCAUGUCAGAGGCAUCAUCAUCCCUGGGCUGAUCCAGCUCCCGAGCCCUCCCCAUGUGGAAUGUGGGGGGAUUCCAGGGCCUGGAGAUGCCGAUUCCAAAUCCACGCUGCUGCCACCAGAUGAGGAGAGGGAGGAUCCCGGGAUCCCUGAGCUGCCAGAGAAGGGAGCGGUGAUGGGACAGCUUGGUGACGGUGAGAUGAUCGUGAUCAAGAAGGAAGAGCAGCAGCCGCCGGAGGACGGGGCCGAGCUCCUGGCUCUGCCCACGGCCCCUGCGGAGAGGCUGGACGAGGAGGGUGCCCUGAGCCAGGAGCAGCCGGUUCCCUGGGACAGCCAUGGCGUGGCCGGGCCGAAGGCGGCCGGGGCAGGACUGGGGGAGUUCUCCCUGGGGGAGUUCAAGCCGGUGGUGGUGCCGGUGGAGGCUCACCCCGCCCCGGGGCUGCCCUUCCCCAUGGAGCACGUGCUGGGCGCAGGGACGGAGCAGCCCUUUGCCCUUCCCCAGGGAAUGCCGCUGGGAGAAGACCCCGGUGCCGAGGGGGCCUCGCCGCAGCCCGGCUGGGAGCAGCACGAUCCCUGCGCCGCCGGGGACGAUCCCAGGGCGCUCCCGCCGGGCUGGAAGAGCGUCCGGCUGACGCGCAACCUCCUGGCGCGGCAGCAGAGGAAGAGCAACGGCUCCUUCAUCUGCUCCUCCUGCGGGAAGAGCCUGGCGCACCACGCGGCGCUGCUGCGGCACCAGCGCCUGCACACGGGCGAGAGGCCCUUCCAGUGCCCGGACUGCGGCAAGAGCUUCAACGAGAAGUCCAACCUCAACAAGCACUACCGGAUCCACACCGGGGAGCGGCCGUACCGCUGCCCCUCCUGCGGGCAGGGCUUCGUGCAGAAGCACCACCUGCAGAAGCACCAGCGCAUCCACGGGCCGCCGCGGGGCGCGUGGCCGGGCCGGCCGCCGCGGGCCAGCGCCGCCGGGGAGCGGCUCUACCGCUGCAUCGAGUGCGCCGAGAGCUUCCCCCAGAAAGCGUCGCUGGAGGAGCACCAGCGCCGGCACACCCAGCAACGGCCCUUCCAGUGCCACGGCUGCACCAAGAGCUUCCGGCACCGGCAGUCGCUGAACCACCACCAGAAGGUGCACGCCGUGGCCGGCUCCCCGGCCGGCAGCUUGCCGGGACACAAGCGGGAGCUGGAGCCCUGCGAGGCUCUGGGCCAGGACAGUCGGUAGCCGGAGGGCUGGAGGAGGGAAGGCAGCUGGGGUCACAUCGCCCAGGGACUUGUGGCACCGCCGGGGGCUCCAGGAGGAGGAGGAGGAAGGAUGUGCUUCGUGGGCAGGGAAAGGCCCCCAGGGACUGGUCACGAGGCAGCAGAGGAGGGUCAGUGGCUGGAACCGAGCCAGGCGGUGCCGCUGCCCCGUGGAUUCAGAGGAGCAGUGGCUGUUUUGGGUCUCGGGGAAUGGUGGAAUUCAGGGUUGUCUGAACACUGCCAGCCUGGACAGAGGUGGCCUGGGAGUGGUCGCUGGCCUGGGGUGGUUGAUGAUCUGGGAGUGGUCAGUGUCCCCAGGGUGGUUGGUGGCCCAGGGCUUGUCAGUGGCCUGGAUACACUGCGGGGGGCUGGGCUGCGGUUGGAAUCAGUGGAUGAACCAGGAAGAGACUUGGAUAAAAGA
This is a messenger RNA of Lepidothrix coronata (blue-crowned manakin), 4061 nucleotides long. RefSeq lists its product as uncharacterized. The coding region runs from base 36 to 3623 and encodes 1195 amino acids. Gene Ontology annotation, cellular component: nucleus. The transcript has 7 exons. Gene Ontology annotation, biological process: regulation of transcription by RNA polymerase II. Gene Ontology annotation, molecular function: RNA polymerase II transcription regulatory region sequence-specific DNA binding; DNA-binding transcription factor activity, RNA polymerase II-specific. The record is from RefSeq and is a predicted model, not a curated record. NCBI's taxonomy places the organism in Eukaryota, Metazoa, Chordata, Aves, Passeriformes, Pipridae.